Malaclemys terrapin pileata is the source of this 6630-nucleotide messenger RNA. It is a transcript of the gene PDGFRB, whose product is annotated as platelet derived growth factor receptor beta. The record is from RefSeq and is a predicted model, not a curated record. Lineage: Eukaryota; Metazoa; Chordata; Testudines; Emydidae. Gene Ontology annotation, molecular function: platelet-derived growth factor binding; platelet-derived growth factor beta-receptor activity; ATP binding. Gene Ontology annotation, cellular component: signaling receptor complex. The transcript is spliced from 23 exons. Gene Ontology annotation, biological process: positive regulation of smooth muscle cell migration; cell surface receptor protein tyrosine kinase signaling pathway; multicellular organism development. The coding region runs from base 500 to 3799 and encodes 1099 amino acids.
GUUUUGCUUUGAGCUGGGAGCUGUGCAGAGCUCAGGUCCAAGCCCUCCCCCCCCAGCUCUGAGUGAAACUCCCCCUUGGAGCUCGGUUCCUUUUUGUUUGUUUUGAAUCGAAAGUUUUGGAAAAGGCUCCAGCUGGCAGGGGGCGGGGGAAGGACGGGAAGAAGUUUUAAAGACGGCUCCAGCCUUUUGCCUAUUGGACCAAAGCCUCUCCCCGCAAGUUCUGUGCUUUUUCCAGUUGUAUUUUUCCCCCACCGGCUGCCGGGUUGUUUCUCCGCAGCGCGGCACGGAAGGGCCCCCAGGCGCACGGCCCGCGGCGAUGCUCUAGGGUCCGCUGAGAUGCGCUAGAGGCAGGGCCAGGGCCCGUCCAGGGGAGCGGCCGGGAGCUGGGAGGAACGGAGCCGCUAGGGCAGGCGGCGGCCAGGGCAGGGCGAUCGGGAGAAGAGGAGGAGGGAGAGGAAUCGCUCGCGGCUGGAGGCUGGGGAGCGAGCCCCGCGCACGGAUGCGGCCUGCAGUGCAGCUGAACCCCGCCAUGCUGCUUCCAUCUCUGAAGAUGCUCCUCUUCUUCCUCGCAGGUUUGCCAGUCGUGGUGUCUCGAAGCAGCAAGCUGCACAUUUCAUGCAGCGACCCCGAAGUCGUCCUCAGUCUCUGGAGCAACUUCUCACUGACGUGCUCGGGGGAGGCCGAGGUGGUCUGGGAACGAGACUUGCAGCCCAUAGCCGCGCCGCUGGAGUGGAGAGACGGCACCUUCUCCAGCACGCUCACGCUCUGGAACGUGACAGGCAAUGACACGGGGGAGUACGUCUGCACCUACAACCAAUCCCAGAACCAGGAGAAACAGGCUGUCUAUAUCUUUGUGCCAGACCCGUCCAUCGUCUUCCUCCCCACAGGCCCCGAGGAAUCAUUCGUCUUCAUCACUGGCUACAGCGAGGCCACCAUCCCGUGCCGUGUGACUGACCCCCAGACCACGGUGACUCUCUAUGAGAAGAAGGUGGAGAACCCAAUUCCCGUGGUCUAUGACAAGCAAAAAGGCUUCACGGGGUUCUUCGAAGACAAGACCUACAUCUGCAGGGCAACGCUGGGCGAGCGGGAGGUGGACUCUGACGCAUAUUACGUCUACAGAAUCCAGGUCUCGUCCCUCAAUGUUUCCAUCCGCGCGGUGCAGACCAUGGUGAAGCAAGGCGAGAACAUCACCGUGAUGUGCACUGUGAGCGGCAACGAAGUGGUGGAUUUCAGCUGGUUUUACCCUCGCCAGGAGGCAGGUAAGGCCGUGGAGCCUGUGACGGACUUUUUGCCUGGAUCCAGCCAUGACAUCCGCUCCACCGUGACCAUCCAGAAUGCAGAGCUGGAGGACGCCGGCACCUACAUCUGCCACGUCUCUGAGGUCUACCACCAGAAUACGGACAAGAAGGACAUUGAGGUCAACGUGAUCGAGCGUGGCUUUGUGAGGUUCCACACUGGUCUGAACGACGUCGAGUUUGCCGAGGUGCACAAGAGUCACAUCAUCCAGGUGCAGAUCGAGGCCUAUCCGCAGCCAACCAUCCUGUGGCUGAAGGACAAUGAGACCCUGAAGAUGGGGAACAGCAGCGCAUUCAUCAUUACCCGCAAGAGCCUGUCGGAAAACAGGUACCAAACCACUCUGACCCUGGUGCGAGUGAAGCAGAAUGAAGGGGGAUUCUACACCGUCCGGGCAUCCCAUGAGGAUGACACGCAGGAGAUGUCCUUCUACCUGCAAAUUAACGUGCCCGCCAACGUGUUAUGGCUGAAGGAGAACAGCAAUGCCAGCAGUGGGGAGCAGACCGUCAGGUGUUUCACUGAAGGGAUGCCCCAGCCAGAGCUCAUGUGGUUCACCUGCAGUGACAUCAAAGGGUGCGGCACCAAGGAGCAGCCCACCAGGGUCCUGGGGAACAACUCAGAGGAGAUCAACCUGCAGACCAGCUUCAUGUACCACGAGACGCUGAAGGUUUACAGAGUGAACAGCACGCUGCGGCUCCGCAGAGUGGACGAAGACCUGCUCAUCAGAUGCUCUGUGCAGAAUCUUCUGGGCAAUGAUUUUGAGGACAUCACCCUGGUCCCACACGGCUGGCCCUUGAAGGUGAUCAUCAUCUCAAUCAUCCUGGCCUUGGUGGGAGUGCUUGCCGUCAUCUGCCUGGUGAUCCUCAUCGUCCUGAGGCUGAAGAAGCCUCGCUAUGAAAUCCGCUGGAAGGUGAUUGAGUCGGUCAGCUCCGAUGGACAUGAGUACAUCUACGUGGAUCCCAUGCAGCUCCCCUACGACUGCAGCUGGGAGCUCUCCAGGGACAAGCUAGUGCUAGGGCGCACUCUCGGAUCCGGAGCCUUUGGCCGAGUGGUGGAGGCAACGACCCAUGGCCUGAGCCAUUCGCAAUCCACGAUGCGAGUGGCCGUGAAAAUGCUCAAAUCUACCGCCAGGAGUAGCGAGAAGCAGGCCCUGAUGUCUGAGCUGAAGAUCAUGAGCCACCUGGGGCCUCACCUAAACAUUGUCAACUUGCUUGGAGCCUGCACCAAAGGAGGCCCCAUCUAUAUCAUAACAGAGUAUUGCCGCUAUGGAGACCUGGUGGACUAUCUGCUCCGGAACAAGCACACCUUCCUCCAGUACUACACCGAGAAAGCAAGGCGAGAGAUGGAGGUGUAUGGGAAUGCCUCCGAAGAGGACAAGGUGUACAGCCUCACCUCCUUCUCUAUCGAAAGCGACGGGGGCUACAUGGAUAUGAGCAAGGAUGACUCCCUGGACUACGUUCCCAUGUCUGAUAUGAAGGGAGAGAUCAAGUAUGCUGACAUUGAGUCCUCCAACUACGGCACUCCCUACGAGCUGGACAGCUAUUCCCCCUCAGCUCCCGAAAGGACGGACCGCGUGACCCUGAUAAACGAGUCCCCACUCCUCAGCUACACAGACCUGAUUGGGUUUAGUUUCCAGGUGGCCAACGGGAUGGAGUUCCUCGCGUCCAAAAAUUGUGUGCACCGAGACCUGGCAGCAAGGAACGUCCUCAUCUGCGAGGGGAAGCUGGUGAAGAUCUGUGACUUUGGCCUGGCCAGAGAUAUCAUGAGGGAUUCCAACUACAUCUCCAAAGGCAGCACCUUCCUGCCUUUGAAAUGGAUGGCGCCUGAGAGCAUCUUCAACAACCUCUACACAACCCUGAGUGAUGUGUGGUCUUUUGGGAUCCUUCUCUGGGAGAUAUUUACCCUGGGUGGGACUCCAUACCCUGAACUACCCAUGAAUGAGCAGUUCUACAAUGCCAUCAAAUGUGGCUACCGAAUGUCUAAACCCACCCAUGCUUCCAACGAGAUCUAUGACAUCAUGCAGAAAUGUUGGGAAGAGAAGUUUGAGAUAAGACCUUCCUUCUCUCAGCUGGUGGUACUUAUGGGGAACCUCCUGGCAGAUGGAUACAAGAAGAGGUACCAACAGGUCGAGGAAGAGUUCCUGAAGAGUGACCACCCUGCUGUUCUGCGCACAAGGCCCAGAAUCCCCGGGGUCAGCAGCGCCGGGCUCACCCCCAGCUCCGGCACCGGAAGUGUCCUCUAUACAGCCGUGCAGCAGGACGAGGGGGACAAUGAGUACAUCAUCCCCCUUCCUGACCCCAAGCCCGACGGAAUCGACGACUCCCCUCAGGAGGCUUCGGUCAGCCGGGCCAGUUCUACUCUGAACGAAGUGAACACAGCAUCCACAAUAUCCUGUGACAGCCCCCUGGACCCACAGCAGGAAGGGGAACAGGAGGAACCUGAACCAAAGUCGGGCUGCCAGGAGCCAAGCCAAGGGCACCAUGACAUGGAAGAGAGUUUUCUGUAGAAAGGGCAGGGCUGAUGCUACCCCACACCCUACCAGUGAGACCAGCUGGGGGGCAACCAAACUUGGUGGAGAACCUGGACGGGUGUUUCUUUAUCCCGCCCUCCGUCCCACCUCCCAGCCCAACGUGGACUAUAGAGGCACCGUUCCCCUCCCCCAGCCUCACUGCCACACUCCACCCCAUUGAUCAAACUACUGAGACAAGGCGGGGUCUCCUCACAGACAAACCUCUUCUCCUCACAGUGAAGCCUGCAGUGCUCCCAGACCAAGGGGCAGGGCUCCAGCGGGUCUCCAGAGGAGAUGCUGCCGUUCACUCCAUUUGUUUGAUAUCCCAGCCUCUUUCCCGCACCCCGGUGCAACAGGUGGCUCUGAAUUCCAGUGUCCAUCUGGGCCGAAGCUGCCUCUUUGAUGUUCUGCGUAUCCGCCACGCUGUGGUACAACUGCCAUACGUGGCUGGGCUGGACAGACCGAUUCCUUGCAGCUCCCUGGUGGGGCGUCGGGAAGCCGAUAGGCCAGGCCCCAGUCACUAGAGAACAGGAUCAUACUGAUUGGAUUCUCUCUCAAGCACAGCAGAGCUAUUAUAGCCGCUGAGGAGAAACGAGCCAUGGAGAAUCCAGUCACCAGGAGAAACCAGUCACGUUCUUCCCCUCUUGUCCUCUCCAGCCUUUCUGAGAGGAAUGCGGCACCACAAGCACUGUGGUACAGGUACCUGUGGCACUGGGCCACAAUGCUGCAUUAGCACCCUUUUCCUCCACCCCCAAGGAGAUGUCAUAGGCUGACCCUCUUUCUGCCCACAACAGCACCCUGGGUUCCUAAGGGCCUGCCAGGAAUCAGGGAUGCUCUGAUAAUGACUCUGUUGUGGCAGCAACAGCACAUUCCAGCGUUAUCUUCCUCUGUGUGGACUCUAAGCCUAGAUAGUCUCCAUAUCGCUCAUUUAAAGGGAACAAAUAAGAUCUCUUAAUUCACUAGCCAGGGCCAGUAUAGAAACACAAAUGGCUAUUCAUUAAUCUUCUAGUGCCACGGAACCUAUUUCACCUGCUGGGAAAGUCUCUCAGCCCAACUGGCUCCAGAAUCUUUGUUUUAUCUUUGGGAAGCAGUGGUAUGACGUUGAUGUUACUUUGUUCAUACGAGUUCCCCUUUCUAUGCCGUCUGGGUCCCUCACGUGAAUUGCAGCCUCUUGCACUAGGUGAGUAACCAGGCUGCAUAAACCCAAGCCCAGGCGAUCCAGGGACAGCGAGAGAGAGAGAGAGAGAGGUUGUGAAGUCAUCUGAGAGCUGUAGAGGGUUUAUGGUCCUGCCACUUACAGUCUCUUUGACUGUACAAAUACAUGGGGGGAAGCUAACUUUUAAACAACAAGCAGCAUUUGUGUUUGCCAGGAGCAGCCGUUCUCAUGCUGACAGGAUCCAUGGAGCCUUCCAGGAUGGUACAUUUUGGGACCCAAACAGAGGAGGAAGGAUCAGGUUGUCGGAUGGGAAGUGGGCCUAAGACAGGGACUUUCUCUUAGAAAGUGGAAUGCAGAAUGGAAAUGUUGGAGAACCUCUUGUCUUGCUUCAAACCCCUCCUCUACCCCAUUGGCAGGGCUCUGACCUGUAGCGCUCUGAGCUUCCACUCGUUAGUCGAAGAGUUAAACCAGGUGGAAAACAAGGAAACCAUGAAAAUCCCCCAAAACAGGAAGGUUAUGACAAUGUCUUCAGCUUGGAAACCAGCAUUUUCUCCCUUUUGAAUAGCAUCAAAUUGCUUAGCACCCUUUUCCUCCACACCCACAGCUCCUUCUAGCUCAUCCACUUCCCUGUCCCUCUCACACACGUGGUGGCUGUGCUCUUAUUAACAGAGAUGGUUGGAAAUGUUCACAUUUUCAAUGACGUUCUUUGUGGAGGUUUGUCGGCCAGUUUAUAGAGCCGUCUAAAACUGUCCACCGAAAAACAUUGACAAUUUUGGUGUGUUUUCCAAUCAGCUCUGGUUAAUGGUGACAUAUUUGUAAAUUUAAAUCAAGAGGAACAGGUACCUGUGGCGGGAAGGGUUAUGUUUUUAAUAAAAUGUGAAAGCUAAAUGUAGCACUGUUGGUGGUAGCCAGCCAAGUGCUACUGCAAUACUGCAAACCAUGGCCAGAGGUGUUUCUCUAUUUCCUGCAAGUAUGGUCAGAUUUCUCAUAUCCCAUCAUCCUCAGGAAUCAUUCUGUGAAUGGCAACUCUUUUCCUACACACGCAUCCUCUUGAUCGUAGUGCAAGAUCCACGUUCAGUGGACAUGACUCAAGCAAUGCCCCAAACCACAGGGAAGCAACAUAGAUCGUUGGGGUUAGCCCACGUUUCCUCGGUUUCUUAGGUGCUCUGUAGGGCACAAGCCACCACAGCUUCAGCCAGGUGAAGGAAUACUGCUCUUAUCAAAUAGUUUGUGUUGUGUUUUUGUCCCAGCUUUCUAAGACCUCUCAAUCUGGGUGGAUUUAAUAGAUCCCCUCUAUGGUCAGAGCCUUUAUCUGCCAGGGCAGAUUUCUCUUUUUAUGAUGCCCUGUGCUACUACUUGAAAUAGAACCUGUGAUUUAAAGAACCCAUUAGCUCCUGCCCACACAGCAGCCCUAAGCAAAAUUUAGCUGUACAAAUCUGACCUUGUGAAUCUGGGGCUAGCGGGAAGUCUGGCAAAGGUGUGCUGGUGCUGAACACUGUCUGGCUACUUCCAGCCCCAUCUGGGCUUGACAUGAAGAGUUUGAUUUGCCUUCUGCUCCACUGGAAAAGCUUUUUGGUUUCACAUCCUGCUGCGAGUGUGCAGUGACUCGCUGCCUUGUGUCAGAGUGAGACGCCCCCUCGGAUAAGGGCAGACAGUGCUGACCAGGUGAGCC